Messenger RNA from Psilocybe cubensis, 1017 nucleotides. RefSeq lists its product as uncharacterized. Gene Ontology annotation, cellular component: P-body. The record is from RefSeq and is a predicted model, not a curated record. The coding region runs from base 1 to 1017 and encodes 338 amino acids. NCBI's taxonomy places the organism in Eukaryota, Fungi, Basidiomycota, Agaricomycetes, Agaricales, Agrocybaceae. The transcript is spliced from 8 exons. Gene Ontology annotation, molecular function: hydrolase activity.
AUGUCUGCCACUAUCAAACCUAGAGUUCUUCUAACGAAUGAUGAUGGCCCACCCAAUACCACAGAGUCACCCUAUAUCAUGGGUCUAUACCGUCACCUAACAGAACAUCUUGGUUGGGAUGUAAAGGUUGUCCUUCCCAGUUCGCAAAAAUCCUGGAUUGGCAAAGCAUAUCAUAUCAAAGAAGUGACCAGAGGAAAUUAUUUUUACCCUAGGAAGGAUGGAUCUGGUGAAAUUACUGCUAAAUCAAGACCUCUGCAAGACAGCGAAGUGGCGGAAUGGGUUCUUCUAGAUGGUACACCUGCUACCUGUGCAAAUGUUGCCUUACACAAUUUAUUCAAGGAUCAGAUUGACCUCGUGAUUUCAGGCCCCAAUCUAGGUCGCAAUACUUCUUCCGCCUUCGCUUUAUCCUCAGGAACAAUUGGAGCUGCGAUGUCAUCUUCAUUGUCAAAAAAACGUGCAAUCGCCCUUUCCUACGGAACUGUUGUUCAUCCGACUCCCACUACGUACUUUGAACCUGCUCAUGACCUUGGAUGUCGGAUUAUCAAAUAUCUUUGGCACAACUGGGGAGCGGACGAUUGCGGCUUGCGGCAAGGCGAAGUGGAUCUGUACAGCGUCAAUAUCCCCUUGGUCGAAGAAAUUCUCUCGUCCGAUGGCUUGAAGAUUUGCUGGACACGAAUGUGGCGUAACUCUUAUGGACGGUUGUUCAAAAACGUUUCUCCAACCGGAGUCGAAACCGUGGACCGCUUAGUUCAAACACCUGGACCAGAUACAAACACUAAUACUGAAACACAGGCUUCGUUGCCAAACACAAAGAACGAAAUUGGUGACUUGUUGUUCAAGUGGGCACCUGAAAUGAGGGGGCUUAUUACUCCUUCGCUUGACACCCUUCCUGUUGGUUCUGAUGGUUGGGCGUUGCACCAAGGAUGGGUAAGUGUAACUCCUUUAAGGGCAAGUUUCGGGGAGCCUCAGUACCACGAAAGUGACCCUGAAAAUUUGGUGUGGAAAAUGAAAUUAUAA